CAGCUGGCUGUAGGAAUAUAAAUUUAUGAUGGCAGAUCUCACAUAACAAUAUUAUGUUUGUCUUGCUAAAACCUAGUGUCUUGAACAGAGUGUAUCGUUCUUUGCACACGGCCACUAUUAGUUCAAAAUUUGGGUCAUCAGAUUUCAUGUAAUGGAGCCUACGAAAUAUAUUUUUGUUGUCUUUGAAAGGACUUAGACGUUACUUGUUUCUUUUAUCGAUAUCAAUGUCCAUUUAUUUCAUUUUCCAAUACGAUAAAUAAAUGCAGAACGCAUUUAGAAAAAUCAUCAUCAGAUGGCUCUGCUAGUCGUAUCGAUAGUUACGAUCUUAGACAUGAAAUUACUUUUGUAAUAUUUGGCCACACUGGCAGGCAGUUCCGCAAAUGUUUCGGUGUUUAGUGAAGAGGAUUACGUGUGUUUAUUCUGCUUGUGUGGUUUUGGGUAUUUACUUUACAGUGUGAAGGUCACGGAUGUAUUAAAACUGAAGUUUAAUCUAUUCGGGAACACAAUCCCACGUUGUAGCUUAGAACUAGGUCUACUUCAGUGACAGUAGGACAACUUUGUAAGAGAUAGAAGAGAAAUUGGAGGGAGUAGCGAUAGACACUAAUGUCUUAGUGGAGAGGGGGACAUAUAUUUUGAUUUGAGGCUUUGAUGGUCCGCUCGUAUUUCUUCUAGAGGUAGGUUUGUUUUAGUAAAUGUAAGGUAUUUGAAAGGUGGGAUGAAACGUUGAGUAGCCGAGCUCUCCUAAAUAAUAUUUGAGAACAGUCCGUACGUAAAAGAAAACACAACAUUUUAACAUUACAAAGAUCAAAUAGUUAACACUGUUUGAGGAUCUCGUCCAAUGGACAAAUAUUUGUCUGUAUAUUUUAAUGCCUGGAAAUUAGUGUUAUGUUUUGUGUAAAAGUGUGGAUACUCCUGAAUAUACAACGCUGUGAUAUUGAAAAACUGUGAAGUGCCAUAGUGACUUACGAAGAUAUGUGCAUCCAUACGGACUAGACGUCGUUAUUCCACAUAUAACAUCCGAUUCGACUUCAGGACCUCCUCCUCGGAUGUCCACGCCCCCUGGUGUCGGACCGGCGCGGCCAGGCCCCUCCUCCCGCGUCGUGUCUGCGCUGCAUCUGGACGACGACGCCUUCAGUAGACGCCAGAUCUCGGCGCCGCGACGUCCUUCCUCUGAGUCGCCUUUUCCACGUGACUACAGGGACCACGUGAUCAGAAGCCAGUCUUCGCGGGACAUGUCUGCGGUGUCAUGAUGACGAUGGAUGUGAAAGCGGAGACGCAGAAGAACACUUCACCGCAAGAGUGUGCUGGCUGCGGCAAGAAGAUCACAGAAAGGUUUCUGCUGAAGGCGCUGGACCUCUUCUGGCACGAGGACUGUCUCAAGUGCGGUUGCUGCGACUGCAGACUGGGAGAGGUAGGCUCCACGCUCUACACGAAGGCGGACCUCAUCCUCUGCAGGAGAGACUACCUCAGGUUGUUUGGCAACACUGGACACUGCGCUGCGUGCUCUAAAGUGAUCCCGGCCUUCGAGAUGGUGAUGAGGGCCAGGAACAACGUCUAUCACCUGGAGUGCUUCGCCUGUCAGCAGUGCAAUCACAGGUUCUGUGUGGGCGACCGCUUCUACCUGUGUGACAACAAGAUCCUCUGCGAGUACGACUACGAGGAGAGACUCGUGUUCGCCAACAUGGCGGCGUACAACCAUCCCAGCCUCGCCCACAUCAAGCGACAACUACCACAACACCCGAUUACUAUACCUAACCAUUUAGAAGCGACUGGUAUUCUACGAUCAACGGUGAUCGGUUUAAGUAGUAAUCUUCCACCGCGUUGCACUCUGGGAAGUAACAGCGACAUUGUUGAUCGACACGCUACUAACGGCGAGACGGGGAACCACAGUAACAAUGGGUUUCUUCCAGCUACCACCGUGGCGCCCAGCUUCGACACCAAAUGAAAUAGUUGGUAAUAACUGGCGCCAAUAUCGUUUUAUCGUAUCAGACAGUGUCGUGUGUGCCGAAGGAGGUGCUGGAUCUCUGGUAGAAAUUUUUAACAUAAUUGUUACAUUUCCUCGUGUAAUACAUAGUUUAAUCUUAGCGAGAUGGUUUCAAACCGUGGCUUUGUACAAGAAUAAUGAAAACACUGGGAAAUUCUUGUAACUUUUCCGCCUAUUUUGGUGAUCUGGUGGGACGUACGUAUAGUUUACAUGUCAAAGGCAUGGACAUCUAUAUUCUGGAAACAAAUAUUACCUUCAACCAUCAAUAUUACAAUUAAUAUUGGCGUCAUUAAACAUACGACCGUCGAUUAUUGUGAUCACAGAAAUUUAAGAUAACACCUCGAAUGGGGCUACGAAUUGUUUAUGGUCAUGGCUGUACAGAAUAUUACGUUGUGUUUUUUAUGACUUAUCCUAUGUUUACUUGUUUGAAUCGUUUUAUUUCAUAUUUUAAGGAGACUAAGGCCAUAAUUAUUCAACUUGCUAAUAUAAACGUCUGUCGAGAUGUUAAACUCGUUCGAAACCCAAAACUGGCCCUAUAUAUAUAUAUUGGGGUAAUUUAAUUGUUAAUACCGAUUGGAUCACAGCGUAUGAAUCAUGAACAAUAAAAAUAGAUUGCUAAUUUUUGCGUCACAGCAUAGAAGCAAAACCAUAUAAAUAUUAUAGCAAACGAAAACUGCAGAUUACCUGACCUCGAUUGGUUACGGUCCUGCUUAAACAAUCUACGUGAUCCUUUAAAGGUGCAUGAAACUUACGAUCUCAGUGUCAUGCGAUUGCAAGCAAAGGUUAUGAGACGAGCACAAUUUCCAAAACUGCUCACUCUAGCUCGUCUGGCACCAGAUGGCAGUGGAGUCCAUCGUGGCAUCACGCUGUCAUUGAAAAUGGCGCGCUACAUGUGAUUCGCCAGGAUAUAAGAUUUGACUGCACACUGAUCUUUAAAAACUGUCAUGGUUAAGAUGUUUUGCACUUCAGCUGACACAGACAGAACGGGAGAAGUUAGUCCGUCGAAUUUCAGGUUCUUUUAAUAAAGACACUUGAUUUUACUUGUCUUCAAUCCUUUUCACGACGUUACAAUUCGACAUUUUGUUGUAUCGAUGAAAUCUACUUCUAACAUGUAACUUCGACAAAACGUGCUUCUGUCCUUAUAAACAUGACAUGGAGAGUUAAUUAUCAAACUAACAACACUUAAUUCGUUUUAGUAGAAUUUCUUAUGACCUCGGUUUUGAGCAGCUAUGUGAGCUGUAGAAAAUUCAGCAGGGUGUACGAUGAAGCUUAACCAUGUUACGAGUAACUUUGUGUAGCAAUUCAAUUCGUAGGCCUACUUAUAUCAGCUCCGGAGGGAAGGAACUGACAUUUCUCUGUGCCGAGUUUAAAACAAAAGUCCAGUGAGUGGGGGUAGCUACUGUGAUUGGGGAUGUCCCAAAGCUGUGGGUUUAUUUAAAUGUUUUGUCUCUAGAUGUAUUUAUGAUUUACAUAAUUGUUGAAAAAAAAAUUUAAAUUACUCCCG
Messenger RNA from Zootermopsis nevadensis, 3488 nucleotides. The record is from RefSeq and is a predicted model, not a curated record. NCBI's taxonomy places the organism in Eukaryota, Metazoa, Arthropoda, Insecta, Blattodea, Termopsidae.